Molecule: messenger RNA, 2970 nt
Organism: Pseudocercospora fijiensis CIRAD86
Lineage: Eukaryota; Fungi; Ascomycota; Dothideomycetes; Mycosphaerellales; Mycosphaerellaceae
Exons: 1
Coding region: 1-2859 (952 amino acids)
Biological process (GO): protein folding in endoplasmic reticulum
Cellular component (GO): cytoplasm; membrane
Source: RefSeq, a predicted model, not a curated record
AUGUAUAAUGUGCUGCGCAUCACCUUCAUUUUCCUCGCGCUCCUCCGCGGCGCGAUCGGCAGCGAGCCAGCACCCGACAAUGGAGACCCGGGCUCGGCAUCUCGCCCUACGCCUGCACCUGUCAGCAGCACAUCUGCGAACACGUACAUCAGCGUCGUGCGAACCACCGACAUUUCAGGCACAUGUCCGAGCCGAACGGUGAACUACAUUACCCACACGCUGGCGCAGCAAUGCCUCAGGACAGACCGAGUGCCACAUGUUGCCAGCCACAGCCUGGAUGCGAAUGCCACGCCUUCCAUGACCAGAGAUGCUACGCCUGCCGCGCCACAAGCAAGCCAAGCGGGAACGCAAUCAGCUACCGCGCAGCCAAGUCUUUCAACUCCUCUCACCGCCAUAGCCAAUGCCACGGAAAAUGCUCCUCCCAGCACUGACGCCGUUCCUGCGCCAUCUUCGCACCACCGUAGUAUCGAGGCUACCCCCAUCCCCCUGUCUGAUGAGGACAACGACUCCCCACUCGACAACGCCAAUUUCCUCUCUUUCGACGAGUGGAAGCGGCAAAAUCUGGCAAAGGUUGGCCAAGUACCAGAGGACGUCGGGAGAGCGCAGCAAGCCGAGCCACACCGACCAAGGCCCAUCAACAAUGCUUUGGAGAGCAUGGGAGAGGAACAUGAGAUCGAUCUGGAUUUCUCGGGCUUCGGUGGACCUCAACCUGCGCCAGAGCAGCCCAGUGCUAAAGCAGAUCAUGAGCUCGCACAGUCCGUCGGUCUGCCACCGCUGAGAUCAAAGGAUGCAGGCAAGACUUGCAAAGAGAGAACGAACUAUGCAUCUUUUGAUUGCGCGGCCACCGUUCUCAAAACGAACAAGGAGUGCACUCACUCGUCCUCCAUUCUGAUCGAGCACAAGGAUAGCUAUAUGCUCAACAUCUGCUCGGUCAAGAACAAGUUCUUUAUUGUGGAGCUUUGUAACGACAUUCAGAUCGACACUAUUGUCUUGGCUAAUUAUGAGUUCUUCAGCUCAAACUUUCGACACUUCAAAGCCUCCGUCUCUGAUCGCUAUCCUGUCAAGGAGGAGAAAUGGAGGGUGCUGGGUACGUUUGAGGCUCGAAACACUCGAGAAUUGCAGGCUUUCCUGGUCGAAAAUCCUCUGAUAUGGGCAAAGUAUCUGCGUAUUGAGCUGCUUACUCAUUAUGGCACCGAAUACUACUGCCCAGUGUCUUUACUUCGAGUACAUGGUACCACGAUGAUGGAAGACUACAGACACCAGGAAGAACUCGCACGAGGGGAGGUCGAAGAAACAGAGAUUGAGGCUCUGGAAACAGAAGUCCCGGCGACACUUCCUAUCGCGCAAGAGCCUAUCGAAUCGACCGAUGAGGCCUCGAAGGCUACUGUGCAAGCCAUUCCGCCUAUUGACGGAGAACAGCCACCCCCCAAAGAUUCGCCACCCCCGUCGCAGGAGCAGGGGACGAUGCCCUCAGAACAGGCAAACAUAGGCGACAGUGCAGCAUCCCCAACUCCGACCAUCUCCGUUUAUCGCAAUGGCAGUAUGUCAAUGCAAGUCAGAGUAUAUGAGCCCACGAACCAGCAGAUGACCUGUGACACGCCGACUACAUCAGAGGAUGGGACUUCUACCCCUGCGGCGGCAUCUCACACCGAUGAGCAAGCCGCAAUGAACUCAGCCGAUCGCCCAGCUAGCUCGGUAAACUCGGAUCACAGCAAAGGCGCAACCUCUACGAACGUUGCUGGCUCGAACAAUGCCACGCUCAUUGGCAGUCCGUUUUCACGGACCCUGACCAAUCACACAACGAAACCAACCUCUAUAGGCUCCCAAAAUGUCACAGAAGCGUCAGCCUCAUCGACCAAUUCUACCAACCAAACAGUAGCCGCGACUGAUUCAACCCGAGUCGCUUCGACUGCAGCCUCGCCGCCUCCACCACAGCCUUCGACACAAGAAUCGUUCUUCAAAUCGGUCACAAAGCGCUUGCUACAACUUGAGAACAACAGCACUCUAUCACUGCAAUAUAUCGAGGAACAAUCACGCAUCCUUCGAGACGCUUUCAGCAAAGUUGAGAAACGCCAAGUCGGUAAGACUGCCAAAUUUCUGGCUACGCUCAACGAAACAGUAAUGGUUGAGCUCCACGGCUUCAGGCAAGCGUACGACCAGCUUUGGCAGAGUACAGUGAUCGAGCUUGAGAAUCAGCGUGAGGUAUACCAACGAGAAAUGCUCGCCAUGAGCACUCGACUAACCAUGGUCGCGGACGAACUAGUCUGGCAGAAACGCAUGGGCAUUGUCCAAAGUACUCUACUCCUACUCUGCCUCGCGCUAGUCCUCUUCGGCCGACAAGGAAACGGAGUACUCGACGUCCCAAUCAUGCAACACAUGAUGAACAGAUCCCGAGACGCCCUACGCGGCGGCUGGGAAAGUCAAAGUCCUCCCAACUCCCCUACAAGUCCCGACAGCAGAAGUCCCGUUUCUCUCUUCAGACGCAAAAUCUGGAAAUCCACCACUACUACGCCUGAACACCAACGUGAGAAAUUCCUCAGCGAUUCCGAUCUCAGUCGACAGCAGACUAGAGAAAGAGAAGAUGGAGGAAUUCUCACUCCUAGCUCAUCUCAGGAACGAGCACAUGUACAGGCACCGGAAGUCAAUGUUCAGCCUCCUAGUCCUCCUCAGCCUGGUACGGAUGAUUGGGAAGAUUUCUCGGAUCGAGGUGGUAGUGCUUCGCCUGAAUGUGAACGUAAAGGUGGACCGAGUAGUCCUGGGAGGAAACGUAAGAAAGCUAGACAUAAAGCUUCUACUAGUGGUGGGUUUGGGACGUUUAGGCCGAAGAGUAGUCCUUUGGGAUUGAAUUUUAUGUCUUGAUGAUGAUGAUGAUAAUAAUGAAUAGAGAAGAGAGGUUGUUGAAUUGACUUGAGUGUAGGAGUAGUGUAAAGGAAGGUUUUAAAUUCUUAAUGUAUAUUUUGACAAUCCUGU